AUGAGGGCUGCCAAGGUGAUCCGCGUCGCCAAGGACGACAGGCCCGCUUCUGACGAGAGAGCAAAGUUCAUCGGCAUGGCGACGCCAGGCACUGGUGGCCUCGAGGUCCUUCUGUCCGCCUUGAAGGAUUCUGAAAACACUGAAAGCUUGCUGAAUAUUCUCAAUGUGCUGGAUGAGCUUCUGUCAGCCGGCACAGACAGAAGGAUCCACUACAUGAUAUCCAAAGGCGGCAGCGAGGCUCUCCUUAUGGCCCUGUUGAGCGUCGCCAGGUCCUCCUCUCCCAAUGACAGUGUCCUCCUGCCCCUGCUCCAUCUCCUGGCCAAAGUCGGGCACAGAGACAGGAAGAUCGGUCUGAAGGCAGAGAAGAUGGAGGCCGCGCUCCCAGUGCUGGACCUGCUCCGCCAGAACGUGAAGCAUGCCAGGAGAGCGGCGGCCUGCCUAUGGGUGCUGCAGGUCUUCUGCUACUCUGUUUCCACGGCAACCUUACUUGGCAAGAACAGGGGGCUGGACAUCAUUUUUAAAUUAAUAUCGCCACACACAACAAAACAGACUCGCACAGUGAAAGCUGCCACAGACACGUUCGCAGCACUAUUGCAGGCAGGUCUCAACAGCCGGCUAGCUGCCUCCAGGGGCUAUGUCUCCGGCCUGCUGAAGCUCUAUGAGGACUGGCACCAGAAGGACACGGAAAACACCGCCGUACCCAUCCGCAGGGCCCUGCUCCACUGCCUACACCACAUAACAGGCAAUAGAGCGGGCAGAGCCGCCCUAGUGGCCGACAGGGGGAUGGAGCUGCUUUACCACACCACACAGUCCUGCUUGUCCAAUCAGAGCCUGGCUUCUCUGGUGGAGCCCACCGUCCAGCUGAUGAGGAGAUGCCACCCCAAGUGCCCCGUGCCCGUCAGGUCUGGGCACAGUGUCUACAGCUACCCCCUUCCUGGGUGGCCUGUUUUGGCCGGGGACAUGCUUGCAGGGUCCCAGGACUGCAGCUCAGAAGAUGACAGUGAUGACGACCCCAGGAGCGAUGAACCCACCUGCACGGAACUUGAUGAGGACCUGGAGACAGACCUCAACAAGCUGUGUGUGAAACCCGAGCCUGACAGAGGAAUGGAGCAGCUGGACCAGUAUGUCAGUCUGUGUCCAGAGCUGCGCCAUGACUUCCAGGAUCUGGAUUCAGGCACUGAGGAGGAGAGCUCAGAUGAAGAGGCUCUGCUGAACAGGUACCUCAGCCUGGGGGACCGGGGCCCCCGUUGCCGUGGGAGACCCACCGGUGACGGCCAAGACCAGGGGAACUUGAAGUCCCAGGAUCAACCCGGUGAGGGGCUUCCUGAGCAUCUGAGAGGCAGGGGCCUCCACAGCUCCUAUCUGAGCAAAUCUGAGGCCAAGAAGGACGUGUGUGGGAUGGUGGAAAGAUUACUGGAAAAGCACGGGGCCUUCGUCCCCAACCACGACCCUCAUGUGUACACGGCUGCGGCCUCCUGCACGAAGUCCGUUCCUGGAUUCUCCGUCCUGGCCUUCCCCGACUUCUGGGGUCACCGGGCACCCAGCUGCCGUGAGCGAAUGGCUGAGCGCAAGCCGAACGUGCAGAGAGGGAAAGUUCUUGAAGACAUCCGGCGUUACCUCCAUCCAGAGGAUCUUAUUAACAAAGUUGUGUUUGACUUGGAGGACCCCAGACGAAAGGAGGUUACAGGUGAUGUGGGAGCCAUAUGGGUCUUGCUCUUUCAGACACACCUUCAGAUGCUCCAGCGGUCCUUGGAUCCCCGCAAGGUCUUCUUCCAGCAACAGAAUCUGUGCAACACACUGGCAGGAAACCCCUGUCCCCUGGUUACCAUCACAGCCUGUCCCCCGUCCCGCCGCUGGAAUGACCUGCAGCAGCUCCGUAACCGGCCCUACGUGGUGCUGACGGCGCGUGUGCACCCCGGGGAGAGCAACGCCAGCUGGGUGAUGAAGGGCUCCCUGGAGUUCCUGUGCAGCGAAGAGCCUGCAGCCCAGGCUCUGCGUGAGGUCUACAUCUUCAAGAUCAUCCCCAUGCUCAAUCCCGACGGGGUCAUCAACGGAUCGCACCGCUGUUCCCUGAAUGGCCAGGACCUCAACAGGCAGUGGAUGAAGCCUGAACUCAGCCUGAGUCCCACCAUCUUUCAUGCAAAGGGACUCCUGUACUAUCUCAACAGCAUCGGCAGGACCCCGCUGGUUUUCUGUGAUUACCACGGCCACUCGAGGAAGAAGAACGUUUUCCUCUACGGGUGCAGCGUGAAGGAAACCCUGUGGCAGUCUGGCUCUGCCAUUGACACCGCCACCCUGAAGGAAGACCCCGGGUACCGGACAAUCUCGAAGACCCUGGACCGUAUUGCUCCCGCUUUCUCCUUAAACAGCUGCAACUACCUGGUGGAGCGGUCGCGGGAGUCCACGGCACGUGUGGUGGUGUGGCGAGAGAUGGGCGUGCUCAGGAGUUACACCAUGGAGAGUACCUACAACGGCUGUGACCAGGGCAUCUACAAGGGCCUUCAGACUGGUACCAGGGAGCUGGAGGAGAUGGGCCUGAAGUUCUGCCAAAGCCUGCUGCCUCUGAGGAGGAACUCGAUAUUACACAGCAGGAAGCUCAUCAGCCAGCCCUCGCUGCUGUAUGACCUGUACAACGGCCUUCAGGACCACCAGUCACACAACUCCUUUGAGGAUGAUGAGCCGCCGUGCGUGGAGGAGAUAGAGUACCUGAACGCAAGCUGCACGGAGCACAUGGCGGACACGCUGGAUGCCGAGGUCAACGCCAACGGGCUGGGCUCUGAUGAGGAUGAGGAGCUGCGGCGGCCGGAAAGAAAAUCACGUCUCAUCCCCUGCUUCAUGCACCGGGCCUCCCUGGACACUCUGAGCCAGAAGCGAGGUUCACGUCAGGCCACGGAUAUCUCAGGCCAGCUCUUUGGUUAGCAGGCCACACUAACAUCGCUAAUCGCUGCGUUCAACUCCCACCCCCUCUGUGAAUUGUGCACAGAUGGGAUCUGGAGUGUGGCCUGUCAUUUUAUUUAAAACACAUUUCUAUUAUACUUCUUAUGAUUGUUGAAAAGCGCCUAUUAAACUGUUAAACAACCAUAAGUGAAGAAACAUUUAACUUAACACUUACAGUUUCAGUUUAUCGAAAAUGUUAUACAUAUAAUUUUUAAAAAAGGGUAAAACUAUUUAUUGAGCAUCCCAGAAAGCUUUCAAAAUAAAUAGGUAUAACAUGUAUGGUAUAUACUGUAUGUAGGACUAUUUUUAUGAGGAGUGCUGUAACACUUUUACCUGCCUAUGUGCACUUUUGUCCUUAUAUGUAAGUGGUGAGGUGAGAAAGACUACGAAAAAGGUGUAAUUUCAUUUCAUUAAAAGACUGUUAGGUGUCCAACAGGAACAUAGAGGCUGUUUACUCUGAAAUGCCUCCGGCGAACUGCACAUACUGUAAAGGCAUAGCCACAAAAAUUGUGUGAAACUGCUGAAUGAAGUCAGUGAUUGAAUUACCCAAUAAAAAUGUAUUUAUUUA
Messenger RNA from Paramormyrops kingsleyae, 3505 nucleotides. The record is from RefSeq and is a predicted model, not a curated record. NCBI's taxonomy places the organism in Eukaryota, Metazoa, Chordata, Actinopteri, Osteoglossiformes, Mormyridae.